Molecule: messenger RNA, 459 nt
Organism: Protopolystoma xenopodis
Lineage: Eukaryota; Metazoa; Platyhelminthes; Monogenea; Polystomatidea; Polystomatidae
Source: the annotation of a GenBank genome assembly
UCCCGGGCUACUUACGAUCUCGUAGAGGGUCUCAGUCGCUACCGAUCACGUCGCAGUGGUGUCUCCUCUGUGCUAGAUUCUUUCAAUCGGACUAUCGUCUCUACACGCACAUCACCUGCCCAUCUUGCUUACUCCGAUCGUUUUGAUGCCACUACUUGUAGUUUAACAACUUCUCCUCGGGCUACCCAGCUGCUUGGUGUUGAACAUCAAACAGUAUCGGAUUUACCUCCUGCUAUCUCUUCUUCAGCGGUAGCAGCUUUGGACAUUAAAAACCCUAUAAGGUCAUACAUUAGUGGAGUUGGUGGGGACAAUGCAGCUUCUGGGACAUUUAAUGCUGUUCAGACUGGAUCUGCUGUCUCCACAGCCACUUCAGUGUCACUGGCCACCAAUGGUAUCGUUGCUGAACUCACUUCCGGCCGCCAAACGCCCAGCUUUGGUCUCACUAUGGCACUCGGCUAA